Gadus morhua (Atlantic cod) is the source of this 2852-nucleotide messenger RNA. RefSeq names its product vav guanine nucleotide exchange factor 1 (gene vav1). Lineage: Eukaryota; Metazoa; Chordata; Actinopteri; Gadiformes; Gadidae. The transcript is spliced from 29 exons. Gene Ontology annotation, biological process: intracellular signal transduction; regulation of GTPase activity; cell migration. Gene Ontology annotation, molecular function: protein binding; guanyl-nucleotide exchange factor activity. Bases 200 to 2719 code for a protein of 839 amino acids. Gene Ontology annotation, cellular component: cytoplasm. The record is from RefSeq and is a predicted model, not a curated record.
AUGUGCCUGUGUGCGGAGGGGAAACAGGAAGUUGGUAUGUGAACUUAACACUUCUACACAGUGUCACUCUGCAGAACACCCACCACGGAAGAAGAAGGACAGUGCCAGAGAAAGACGACACAAUGACACCAUGAACACGAGAGCACGGUGGUGAACGCCAGCACGGAGCGAGAGAGGAUCCACACGCAGUGGUACACCGAUGGAGAUGUGGAGGCAGUGUGCCACCUGGCUGGUUGAAUGCAGAGUUCUCCCUGAGAGCCAUAGAGCGACCUGGGAGGGAGCCCAGGUCUGUGAGUUGGCUCAGGCACUACGAGAUGGGGUGCUGUUGUGCCAACUUCUCAACAAUCUGCUGCCCCAUUCGGUCAACCUGAAGGAAAUCAACCUUCGGCCUCUGAUGUCCCAGUUCCUGUGCCUGAAGAACAUUCGUACAUUUCUCGGGGCUUGUCAAGAAAAAUUCAAUCUGAGGAAGAGUGAGCUUUUUGAGGCCUUCGACCUGUUUGAUGUCCGCAACUUUGCCAAGGUGCUGGAUACAUUGUCCCUUCUCUCACGCUCCUUCAUUGCCAUUCAGAAAGGAUACCAGCCAUUUCCUCACCAUGGCUGUACCGCUGAUGAUGACACGUACAGCAGCUUGUCCGACCAGAUAGAUGAUACGGCGGAAGAGGAUGACGACCUCUAUGACUUUGUUGAGGACGACGACAAUGAGGGGGAUGAGAUCUAUGAAGACCUCAUGAGGACAGAACAGGUUCCUGAGGCGAAAGUAGACAAGAGAGAAUGCUGUCUGCAGGAAAUCAGACAGACAGAGGAGAAGUACUCAGCUACGUUGCAGUCAAUAUUACUGCACUUCGUGAAACCCCUCCAGAAGUUUCUACAGCCUCAAGACAUAGAGAGUAUCUUCAUUAAUAUGCCGGCUCUAGCUCAGACCCAUUCCAGCUUACUGCUGGAACUCCAAAUCUCUAUUCAGCAUCAUGGAGCUGAAAACCUCUAUCAGAUCUUCAUCAACUAUAAAGAGAGGUUGUUACUGUAUGGCCGGUACUGCAGUCUGGUGGAGUCUGCAUCAAAGCAUCUGGAGAAGAUCUCUUCCACCAGGGAAGACGUCAAGAUGAAACUAGAGGAGUGUUCCAAAAGAGCAAACAGUGGGCGUUUUUCUCUGAGAGAUCUACUCAUGGUUCCCAUACAGAGGGUUCUAAAAUAUCAUCUACUGCUACAGGAGCUGGUGAAGCACACCCCUGACCCCACGGCCAAGGACAAUCUGCGUGCGGCACUGGACGCCAUGAAAGACCUGGCUCAAAGCGUGAACGAGGUGAAACGAGACAAUGACAUCAUCAGACAGAUCACCACCUUCCAGUUGUCUAUAGAUAACAUGACGCAGUCUCUAGCGCUGUUCGGUCGGCCUAAGAUUGAUGGAGAGCUGAAGAUCUGCAGUACAGAAAAAAAGUCUAAACAGGACAGGUACGCGUUCCUCUUCGACAAGGCCAUGUUCGUGUGCAAGAAGAAGAGCGGUGACAUGUUUGAGCUGAAGGAGAUCAUUGAGCUACAAAACUACCAGCUGCGAGACGAGGCCUCAGGGGAAAAGGACAACAAGAAGUGGUCCCACGUGUUCCUCCUGCUGGAGUCGUUUGGGAAGUGUGGCUACGAUCUGUUCUUCAAAACCAAGGAGCUGAAGAAGAAGUGGCUGGAGCAGUUUGAGAUGGCCCUGUCCAACAUGUGUCCAGAGAACUGCAACUCAAACAACCAUGACUUCCAAAUGCACUGCUUUGAAGAAACAGCAUCUUGCAACGCCUGCUCAAUGCUACUGAGAGGGAUAUUCUUCCAGGGGUAUUGCUGCAGCCACUGUAAAAUGGCUGCUCACAAAGAAUGCCUAGGCAGAGUGCCCGUCUGUGGACGUAGAACAGAUCAUCCAGUUUCCACACGGAAGAAGACACAGAGGACCUCCCCUAAUGCACACGUCAAUAUGGGACUUCCUAAAGUGGAGGUCAUCCAGGAUUAUUGCGGUAUGCCACCAGCCCCUGCGGGUUUUGGCCAACAACUUCACCUCACCAAGGGGGAUGUGCUUGAGCUGAAAAAGGCUGAUGUGGACUUUACUUGGUGGGAGGGAAGGAAUGUGACCACUGGUCAAAUGGGCUGGUUUCCAAGCAAAAAGGUUCAUCCUUUUUCCUCAAGGCCCACGCCAAAACUGACAGGCUUCCCCUGGUUUGCAGGGAACAUGGAUCGCACUGCGGCUAAAAACCUGUUGAGCGCUCGUUCCGACGGGACCUUUCUCGUCAGACAAAAAGACGCCGGAGAGUACGCGAUCAGCAUCAAGUUUGACCCUGAAAUAAGGCAUAUUAAAAUCACCUCCUUGGAAGGCCUGUUCCGAAUCAAUGAAAGAAAGGCCUUCAAGGGUUUGAUAGAAAUGAUUCAAUUUUAUGAGCAGAACUCUUUAAUUGAAUGCUUCAAAGACUUGGACACCACACUUUUAACACCCUACAAACAAGCUGAACCCACCAGCCCAGAGAAAAACCCACCUUUUCCAGGUGUCGACAACCAGCCAGUUGGUAUGGUCAGAGCCAGGUACGAUUUCUCAGCAAGGGACCGGAAAGAACUGUCGCUGCGUGAGGGAGACACCAUCAAAAUCAUCUCCAAGAAGGGCCCAAGUGGAUGGUGGAAAGGGGAGGUGUAUGGAAGGGUGGGGCUUUUCCCAGCCAAUUAUGUGGAUGAAGACCACUCAGAGUACUGCUGAGGUCAUCCGGGAUGACCUUAUACAUGUGAAUGCAGUUUUUUAUGUGCAUGUGGAAAGGUUCCCAAUGCUUCCUGGAGCUAUGAAUACAACUACUGUAAUUUAGUGUGCAUCAGAAUAAAAAUAAAUUGACUUA